GACAUCCGGCCUUGUACGGAGCCUACGCAGAUACUGCACUGUUGCUCGCAACCUCGUUGGACUCCUGGGACCCUCGUGUGGAUUGAAUGCCGGUGAUUGGCAAUGUUUCAUGGUUAGAGCCGCUAUAAUGUGGAAGCGAUAUUGUGGUUUACAAUCUGGAGUCCUGCCUUCUUGCCGGUGGCUGCUGCAUACGCUCGAGAUGCACAGAAAUUGAUUGGACUCGGUGCCGUAUGUGGAAUGUUACUAAAAACGUCGGCAAUUUUCCGUAUAAGGGCUUUGGCAAAAAGAACAUUCCGGACUCAAUGACCGACCCCGAUCUCAGAUCCUUUCGAUCGUCGAGGAAAUUGAUGCCUAAAUGUUUCUUUUCUUUUCUUUUGCGCCCUUACCCCUAGCAGCCCGCUUUGUAGCUCCAACCUUUCUUUGCCUGCCCUAUGGAGUUCUUUGCAUUACCGCUAGAUGAUAGCCACUGCUAUCAUGCGCUUCGAUUCAAGGUGUAACGCCGUCACUAUUUCAAUGUAAGCUACCAAACUUCCAUCAGAUGGCCUGGAGUACCUCGCACCAAGACGAUAACUUUUCGCACGACGGCGAAAAGGCCAGCACCCUCGUCGCGUGAAGGCGAUGGGGAGCUCGCGGAGUACAGGUCACGGAACAAAUGGUUUUUUACCCUCUAGUCGCACCGCCGCGGGACGAGGACGCAAAUUUGCAUACGGCCAACGUACCCCAAGGGAGUCGGGUGUUACCCGGAAUCCGGGGUUCGUGAACUUUUCCGGAAGAUUUGAUGUACAUAAGGUGAACGACCUCAACAUGGAGGAUCAAAGCCACCUCAAAUCGGUCUCAUCCCUUCAACGGCGCCUGCAUAUCUUCGACUUCGACUCUGCUCUGGCAGUUGAGCUUCACGUCAACGUCUAAAUUACACCAGUGCCAACUGUCGCUUCUCUCUUGCAAGUACUGUCUUCACGAUUACUUCCAAGCAACUGGCCUUCUCCCAUUAACGCUGUAUAUCACUCUAACGACCCACGCUUCAUGGAUUCUUACGCCCCUUCACCCGCCCACUUCACUUCUUCACGCGAGAUCGAGCCAAUCCCCGUGCAGACAUUAUCACAGGCUCAACUUCAUUCACAUCCGCUGUUCUCGAGCAACAACAGUGUUACGAAUCGCAUGAGUUGGUCUGAACAGUUCGAUACCUUUACGGCUUCGCAGACAUUUCCCAUGAGCUCUUCCCUUCAGCUCUCAAGAUCCCCUUCUCCCUGUCCGAUCUCCCUGUCACCCGCUCCGUUCAGCCCUGGCGGCUACUUUAAUCACGUCCAUACACUCGAGCAGGACUUCUGUUCGAAUUUCUCCUGCUGUGGCUUGUGUCUGGCAGGCAUGCAUCAACUUAUCGAUCAUUUUGAAGAAAACCAUGCCGUCGUUUUUGGCAAGGACGGACGGCCGAUAUAUCCUGUCACCGAAGAUACCACUACUCCCCAGACUAGUUCGGAUUCUGACAUGUCUCAUGACACCCAAGACAGAUGCUCCAGCAUCAUUGCUGAUUACCCUCAAACUCAUCCUCCACUCUCGCCAAGCUCCAUGCUCUCGGAGGGUAUAGGCACAGACGCUCGCCUUGCGUUUCAAACCGAACAUCUGUCCAAGCCUAACCGUCUUUUCUCCGAUAUCAUGGCUGAUUUCGAUCCUUUCGACUACGACCUUUCCUCAUCGUCCUCCUCCGCCAUGUCUUCGGCGUCGUCUUCAGCGAGGUCCUCUCCUAUCCCGAGUCAGCCUAUCUGUCUUCCGCCUUCACUUCUGACCAUCCCGCCGCCGUCUGUAAACAAUAAUUCAGAUCACGAUCAAGAUAUGUUGAUCGACGUGGUUGAUAUGCCUCCUCUCUCUGGAGCAAAAACACAUGGUGGUACUCCAAAGGAGAAGAAGCAGGUGCACAUCGGCCGACCUCCGAAGCCCCGAGUAUUCGACGUUGGUGGUCGACGCGGCAAGAGUGUUGAAGGUCAAUCUCCGCAGAAGAGACGUGAUAGGGAGAAGGCAUACAAAUGUCCUCAUUCAGGUUGCUCAAAGCAAUAUUUAAACCCAAAUGGACUCAAGUAUCACCUCGAAAAGGGGACUUGCUCUAUCGAUCCUUCGUAUGUCCCUCCAGCUCAGUCUCCGGCCAUCGCCACCCAGGCGUAAUCUCAACUCCAUCGCGUCAUAUCUCACCUUGCUCGCCUGCAGCAAGUUGCUCUCACGUCUUGUACCUCAUAUCUGCUAUCACGCCCCCUGAAGUCAUUCCCAGCUCUUGCGCUACCUUUCCCGACGCGGUUGACGUUCCUCCGCCUAAACUAGACGCUGAAUUUCGAACCCCACCCGAGCUUCGCUAUCCGUCACCGCUUUAUCUCUGCACCACCUCGCCUCAUGCCGUCUAAUCUUCCAUGCUUGCUGCGUCGUUCACUAUCACGCGUCGUCGGAAUUCGUCCUUAUCCCGAUAAUUACCCCCAAGAAAAUACUUCCUGCCCAUUUCAUGGGACAUAACGGCAGCCAAAGAUCCGAACCUUUACUUUAUACAGUGUAGCAACUCCUCUCCGUCUCGUUCCUUCACUUUUCCCGGGCCUCAAUUUGGCUAGGAUACAUAAUCUGCGUACAUGUAUAAUCUGUAGCUUUACUUUGCUGUUAUCAUGCCCCCCCUGUUCCGCUCUGGUCUAAUUCGAACCCUGUAUCUUAAUUGUAUCUACUCACUUGGGCCU
This is a messenger RNA of Somion occarium, 2708 nucleotides long. NCBI's taxonomy places the organism in Eukaryota, Fungi, Basidiomycota, Agaricomycetes, Polyporales, Cerrenaceae. The record is from the annotation of a GenBank genome assembly.